Messenger RNA from Vavraia culicis subsp. floridensis, 926 nucleotides. RefSeq lists its product as uncharacterized. The record is from RefSeq and is a predicted model, not a curated record. The annotation marks the transcript as partial. The transcript has a single exon. Lineage: Eukaryota; Fungi; Microsporidia; Pleistophoridae.
AUGUCUUUUGCUACCAACCAAAUUAUUAUUUGCGUCUGUCUUCUCAUGACAAAUAUCAACUGCGCCUAUAACCAAUAUGGAGGGCCAUACUAUGCGUCGCAAGGUAAUAAUCUGAACACUGCGCGAUUAUACAACAAUGGUGGAUUAAAUCCAGUUGUACCAUCACGAGUCGAUUUUGAUGUGGACUUUCAUGUAACGGGCCAACCACAUGUUAAUGCACGUGAAAAUGUUAGCGCGUUUCCAGUGACUGUCGACGGACGCGUGAAUUUUCAUGCUUCUGAGGGUUUAGGAUACGAUGGUCAGAAUCAUUAUCAGUAUCCGCCACCAUUACCGGUUCCUGGUCCUACCACUUAUAAUUAUAUGCCGUAUGGACCACCACCUAUUCCAAUGCAUACUGGAUACGCGUACCAACAACCACCAGUAUACCCGCCAAAUGUGUAUCAACCGGGAGGUAUGGCUGGGUUUCAUGCACAUGAGCAAAUGCCACCGUAUAAUGGAAACAUGAACUACAGACCGAUGAAUGCCGAUCAACAGCAGGACCAACCAAUGGCUGAUGGUAAUAUCGGUACCUCAAUGGUCAGAGGCAUAGCACAAGGACUGCAAUCGCUUGCUAGAAUGGUAUACCAACAACAAGAGAGGUAUAGGAAUGCGGUAUCAUCACUUGAUGGUAACUCAAUGAUCAGAGGCAUAGCACAAAGACUGCAAUCGUUUGCUAGAAUGGUAUACCAACAACAAGAGAGGUAUAGGAAUGCGGUAUCAUCACUUGAUGGUAACGUUGGUGGUAACGUGGAUGAUAACGUGGAUGGUAACGUGGAUGGUAACGUUGGUCGAGAUGCUACUACAGUAGAUGAAACUGGUGGACUGCGAGGCGAUUUAUCUAAUCUAUACGUUUUUGAACGAACGCCAUUAGUACAGACAAACACGAU